UCUUUUCAAUUUUCAAGGGUGGUCGAAACAAAAACAAAAAGCAAGGUCAAUAAUACUGUGAACACCAGCCUUGAUUAUACAUUGAAUUGUAUUCGAAAACGUCGAACUCGUUAUUAAAACGUAUUACUGUGACAUACUUGUUCUUAUUUUCACCGAAAAUUGACAUGCUCUCAUAUUUGAAAACAUAUUUAUCUUGCAGUUAAAGUGUUAUUAUUUUUGUUUUUUGAUGGCCUGUAAUAUUUCAGUAUGUGUAGUCAUGCUUCAGAUGUCUGCCAGGCUCUUGCUAAUAUCGUUGCUAUGACAGCGUUACAAGCAAUUGAAUGCAAAUCGUGUGGUGAUCAAACAAAUGUUUGGAUUUGCACUGCUUGUUUUCACGUCGGUUGCUCUCGGUACAUCAAAAAUCAUGCCCUAAACCACUUCAAAGAAACAAAUCACAGUGUGUCGAUAUCUCCUGCGGACGCUUCUGUUUUUUGUUACGAUUGCGAUAAAGAUCUUACGCUUUACGAGCAAAAGAUAGUAGAAUUGCAGAAGGCAAUCGUUGUCAAUCAUGUUAACCGUAUACAAGUUGUCAUUAUUGAAUCAGGUUCUGACAUCAGCGAGGAAAAAGCCAAAAACACUAAGCAGAACUUGGACGCUAAUGAUAAUCCAGUUGAAGUUUUUCUAACUAGAACUUGUGGACUACGGAAUCUGGGUAACACUUGUUACAUGAACGCAGUUUUGCAAUGUCUUGCUAAUCUUUCUAUAUUCGCUCAAUACAUAGCCCAAGUAGCCGUCGAUCCGACAUGCUCAAACGAGAGCCGAACCAGCUCUGGCCGUAGUACGAGGUCGAGUAGACAUGCAACACAAGUACCGGUAAUUGCCGAGAGUCUAUCAUCGUUAUUUCGAGCUAUGAAUUCUGAGAAAUUGAGUCACUCACAUAGUCCCGACUCGUUUCGAAAUGCGUUCGCGAAAUUGCACGAUUCUUUUUGGGGUUUCCGGCAACAAGACGCUCAUGAGUUCUUGCGAAUUCUUUUGAGCCAACUCGAAUCAGAGUUUCCUGUUUACCAGCCUCAAUUAACAGACGUAAUCAGCAAGUGUUUUGGAGGAAAAUUGCAAAGUUUAGUCGUUUGCAUUCAAUGUGGAUCUGAAUAUGAAAAAGUGGAUUAUUUUUAUGAUCUGUCGGUUGACAUUCCCCAAGAGUUUUGGAGUAAACCCAAAGAUCAAAGUUGUAUGGAAGUAUGUUCUAUACAGGACUGUCUCUCAAAAUUUUUCACAUUAGAAAGUUUGACCGAGAACGAGUGGUUUUUCUGCGAAGGAUGCAAAUUAAAACAACCUUCAGCAAAGCAGUUUAUGAUCCUCAAAGAACCCGAGAUUCUGUGUCUUCAUAUUAAACGGUUCAGACAUGACAAAACUACUAGGUCGAAAUUGAACAGUUUCAUUCAGUUUCCCCUGAAGGGGUUAGAUCUAUCUCAGUACCUUGUGGAAAAUGAUAACGUUGAAAUGUCUCCCUGUAAAAAGAUGAAGAAAACGGCUUUGUACAAUUUAAAAUCACUCAUUUUGCACCAUGGUAGCAAUUUAUCUUCAGGACACUACACUUCAUUUGUAAAUAUAUCUCAGAAAGCGGUGCCAAAUCAAAUCUCUCAGAGUGUACAAGAAACUGAAAAAUGGUUCCAUUUUAAUGAUAGUACAGUGACCGAAGCUUCAGUAGACUCAGUCAAAAAAUCUUCCGCUUAUAUCUUAUUUUAUUGUAAAUCGUGAGCUUUUUUAUUUCUCUCUCUCUAGCUUAAUUUUUCAUUUCUGUAUUGUUUUGGCUUUUUGUACAUGUUGAUUAAUUUAAGU
Messenger RNA from Symsagittifera roscoffensis, 1818 nucleotides. RefSeq names its product ubiquitin carboxyl-terminal hydrolase 3-like. Lineage: Eukaryota; Metazoa; Xenacoelomorpha; Acoela; Convolutidae. Gene Ontology annotation, molecular function: zinc ion binding; cysteine-type deubiquitinase activity. The transcript has a single exon. The coding region runs from base 247 to 1737 and encodes 496 amino acids. The record is from RefSeq and is a predicted model, not a curated record. Gene Ontology annotation, cellular component: cytoplasm. Gene Ontology annotation, biological process: protein deubiquitination.